AUGUCUGACAUUUACGCACGAUGGAGGGCACAGUACGUACGUGCUGCCGGAAACAUAUAUUAUGUCGACUAUAAUCAGAAGCAGGAAGCUGACCCAAAGAACGCUGUUACGUGCUCAGAGGCACAUGGGUAUGGAAUGUUGUUGUCGGUGUAUAACAAUAACCAACAGGAUUUCGAUGGUUUCGUCCGGUACUUUGACGUCUUUCGAAACCAGAAAGGUCUCCUAUCGUGGCAACAAAUCCGGGACCACUCUGGGCGUCUAGUCAAUACUCCCGAUGGGGGCUGCAAUUCCGCCACGGAUGGUGACAUUGAUAUUGCGCAUGCCUUGUUCCUUGCUGCGGACAAGUGGCCUAUGAUGGGUGAUGUUAAUGGACGAGCGGUUCCGAGUGAUUAUGCGAGGAGGGCUGUGGAUCUUUGCAAGGCGAUCUGGGAACAUACUGUCAAUCAAGAGUUGUGGUGUUUUUUACUUGGGGAUUGGGUGACAAGGGACGACAAAAAGUUUUGGCACAUUACUCGAACCUCGGAUUUCAUCCUUAGCGCCGUGGCCGUCUUUGCCCGCCGUGACACGGAACGCGCAAGUGGAUGGCAACGCCUCCUAGACAACACCAUCACCAUCAUCCAACACCUCCAUACAGCACACCCCAUUGGUCUCCUCCCCGAUUUUGCCACGAUACACCAUGGACAUUGGAUACCCGUCAAAUCUCAAGUCCUCGAAAGCAAACACGAUAAGGAUUUUCAUUAUAAUGCGUGUCGGACGCCGUGGAGGCUAGCUGCGUAUUUAAGAGAAACGGGAGACCAGCGUGUGGUCCCUGUGUUGCAAGCCAUGGCACGAUUUUUUGAUGGACAGGAGGAAAUCCGUGCUGGGUAUCACCUUGAUGGUCGUCCCUAUGCUGAUUAUGGCGACAAGGCCUUUACGGCACCAGCGUGGAGCUGUCUCCAUGUCAUGGGUUCACCCCAUGCCCAAAAGGUUUGGAAAGCAAUCUCGGAUGAGGAGCCGUCGUAUUUUGGGGAUUCUAUUGAGGCGUUGUGUGUUGCGCAGUGUCGGUGA
Spizellomyces punctatus DAOM BR117 is the source of this 1047-nucleotide messenger RNA. RefSeq lists its product as uncharacterized. The record is from RefSeq and is a predicted model, not a curated record. The transcript is spliced from 6 exons. Gene Ontology annotation, molecular function: hydrolase activity, hydrolyzing O-glycosyl compounds. Gene Ontology annotation, biological process: carbohydrate metabolic process. NCBI's taxonomy places the organism in Eukaryota, Fungi, Chytridiomycota, Chytridiomycetes, Spizellomycetales, Spizellomycetaceae. Bases 1 to 1047 code for a protein of 348 amino acids.